AUGGACCUCCCCUUCCUCUUCCCAGACAAGAAGGAGAAGAAGAAGGUUAGCAGAAGAGGCGGGAACAACACCCAAAACCUCAAACAAUACAACCCGAAAUACACAGACCAACCUCUCAAACUCCCCGCACGCAAGGCCCCGGAACUCAAUAGAGACCCAGCCACAGAGGUUACCCCUCUGCCAGCGAAAAGGGCAAAGACUUCCAAAAUCGAUAACUCUGUUCGGGCGUCGUCGACGAGUGACUCUUGCGAUACGCACUUGUAUCACAAAGCGCCUAGGAUGAGUGCGUGGGAGAAACAGAAGAGAGACGCGUAUGACACAGUGGAAGCUUUAUCGGCAUACAUAUCCUUUGCCGAAGAUAAUUUCCGCACCAUCCCUCUCAUAUCAACUACGGCCUCUUCCACCUCCCCUGCGUUUGCUUCCUUCUCGUCAAAAGAAGAAGCCCUCAGGUAUAUUGCAGACCAAACCGCCCGGGAGGAGGCUGAGAUACUAGAGCAUGGUCUGCUGGGGGUAAGGCCCGCUCUUGCGGACUGGGAUUUCGAGGCAUUGACCGCGAUCGUUCAGAGGGAGACUGAGGUGCUAGAGGCGGAAUCGAAGCAGCUCGGAGAAAAGUUGGCCCGGUGCGCUAAGCGUCUCACUCAGAGUGGGACAUGGUCCGUAGACUAUCUUGCGGAGGUGUACCAAGUGUCUAGUGAUAAGAUUAAGGAGAUGCUGUCGGAAGGGACUGAUAUAUAG
Cryptococcus amylolentus CBS 6039 is the source of this 735-nucleotide messenger RNA. RefSeq lists its product as hypothetical. Lineage: Eukaryota; Fungi; Basidiomycota; Tremellomycetes; Tremellales; Cryptococcaceae. The coding region runs from base 1 to 735 and encodes 244 amino acids. The transcript has 2 exons. The record is from RefSeq and is a predicted model, not a curated record.